AUCUGAAAUCUUUAUUAAGCUAAAGAAAUUUUAAACAUCGUAACAAGAUUUUUAUUUUUUUAUUUAUUGAAACUCGACAAGUAUACAAACAAAAUAGGCAUCAAAUGAACAAUAUUAACAAAUCGCAAACUACAAAAAUAUAAAGGCAGACAUAAUUAUAAAGCCAAAAAAACAAAAACAAAAUCUGACAGUGGUUACAUAAUGAAAAUCCAAAUAAAGGAAGAUUAAAUUUAAAAUAUAAUAAAUAAAAUAAACAGUUGGUGACGUCAUAUCGAACGCGUUGGAUUUACCUGUGUGAGGAUGGCGGAGUUGAGCUGUCAGUCAAACCGAAAGCAAAAAGCAUAUAUAAACACUCACACACUCACACCAACAUCACACUAACAAUCUGAGACUCAUCCUCUGGACAUUUACUUUCACUAAAUACAGAAAACAGCUUUUUCAUCUGCACUUUUCAAAAUGGGCGUCUUCUUCUCUCACAUUUUCUCUCGUCUCUUUGAGAAAAAAGAGAUGAGGCUGCUUAUGCUUGGUCUGGAUGCAGCAGGGAAAACAACAAUCCUCUACAGACUCAAACUUGGUGAAGUUGUCACAACUAUUCCAACUAUUGGUUUUAAUGUUGAGACAGUUGAAUAUAAAAACAUCUCCUUCAUUGUUUGGGAUGUCGGCAGUCAGCACCUCAUCACACGCCUCUGGAGACAUUACUAUUCGAACACUAAGGGUCUGAUCUUUGUGGUGGACAGCAGUGAUCAGGACAGGAUUGAAACGGCAGCAGAGGAGCUAAAUAUGGUGCUGGCGGAGGAUGAGAUGAGAGACGUUGUUCUGUUAGUUCUCGCUAACAAGCAGGAUUUACCCAAAGCCAUGGCAGUCCACGAGCUGACAGAGAGACUGGGUUUACACGCACUGAGAGGAAGACAGUGGUUCGUUCAGCCCACAUGUGCGGUUCAAGGAUCAGGGUUAUAUGAAGGACUGGACUGGCUCUCGGAUCAACUGUCCAAACAACAAUAAAGCAAAGUCCACAUGAAACGGAAGUUGCAAUAGUCUUUUCUUCCCUAUUGUGACGCAUAUCCGAGUGAAACGGCUUCUGGAACAAGAACAAAAAGGGCACGGCUUGAUUACUGGUGCCAGUAAACUCGUCAUCAGAGAAGAGAAGAGAUGUCGCUGCAAGAGGGAGGGAUGUUAUUCUGAUUAAAGAUUAACUUAAGAUAAAUCAUUUAUAAUAAAUUAUGCAAUAUUCCAUAAA
Messenger RNA from Megalobrama amblycephala (Wuchang bream), 1237 nucleotides. RefSeq names its product ADP-ribosylation factor 4-like. NCBI's taxonomy places the organism in Eukaryota, Metazoa, Chordata, Actinopteri, Cypriniformes, Xenocyprididae. The record is from RefSeq and is a predicted model, not a curated record. Gene Ontology annotation, biological process: intracellular protein transport; vesicle-mediated transport. Gene Ontology annotation, molecular function: GTP binding; GTPase activity. Gene Ontology annotation, cellular component: plasma membrane; cytoplasm. The coding region runs from base 457 to 1002 and encodes 181 amino acids. The transcript is spliced from 6 exons.